AUGGCAGAGUUGACUCUGAGGAAUAUUAGAAAUAAAUUAUGGCUUAACAUGAGAUUAUUACUUGUAAUUACUGCAAUCGCCAUCCUGUUUUCUCCUGCUGUAGCCAUCAUAUGUAUUAUUAUUCAACAACUUAGAAAAAUCCUUAUGCUUUUGGAAACUCAUGAUACAAUUGAAGCGAGAAUGGAAUCCGCUAUCGAAAAGGAGCGAAGGAAAAGACAGAAAGUAUCUCGGCCUGUAUACAAAAAGCAAAUACGCUUUAAGUCAUUAUCGAUACUCACAAAAAAUGGUACAUCAACUGAACAGAAACCAAAUAACCCCAAUCCCUGCGGAAUUUUACGAAAAAAGGCAGAAGAGCAGCCCAGUCACAACUUCAGUGAAGCACCAGCGAAGACGACUGAAAUUAUCAAAACAUCUGCAAGAAAAACUUCUGUCAGUAUUUCAUCAGCGAAUAUAGAAUCCCGUAUCGAAAUGGAAAGAGGAAAAAGAAACAAAGAAUCUUUGCCUGCAUACAAAAAGCAAGAAAGCCUUAAGUCAUCAUCGACGCUCACAAAAAAAAGUACAUCAACUGAACAGAAACCAAAUGACGCCAAUUCCAGCGGAAUUUUACGAAAAAAAGCAGAAGACCAGCCCAAUCAUAACUCAUGCGGAGCACUUACAAAGAAGACUGAAAUCAUCAAAACAUAUGCAAGAAAAAGUUCUGUCAGUAUUCCGUCAGCAAGAAUAGAAUCCUCAUCCUCUAACGAAAUGGAAAAGAAACAAAAUAACUCUAAUUCAUGCAAAAUUUUAGUGAAAAAAGCAGAAGAAAACCGACCUAAUGACAACUCCUGCGAAGCACCUACGAAGACUGAAAUCAUAAAUACAUCUGUAAAAAAAAGUUGUUCUGUCGGUAUUCCAUCAGUAAAUAUCGUACCAUUGACUGUUGAUGUAAAUUCUCAAAUAAGGUAUAUUGAUGAAAGUUUCGAAUCAGAAAACAGCUCGGAUGAAUCCGACUUUGUCUUUUUGGAUUAUUAA
This is a messenger RNA of Argiope bruennichi, 1011 nucleotides long. RefSeq names its product micronuclear linker histone polyprotein-like. NCBI's taxonomy places the organism in Eukaryota, Metazoa, Arthropoda, Arachnida, Araneae, Araneidae. The transcript is spliced from 3 exons. Bases 1 to 1011 code for a protein of 336 amino acids. The record is from RefSeq and is a predicted model, not a curated record.